AGGUUCUUGUUUCUCUCUGUUCCAUGUAAGCUGUGCUUCUGUAUGAAUGAAUGAGUUUACACAAGAGAUCAGUUUUACUAACUUUGUGAAAGAGAUCUCAAAUCGUCAAUGACAGUACUAUCAAUGCCGCGACUAACCAGUAAUCAAGUGCUUUUUAUCUAAAUAAUUAUAAUGACGAUGUAAUAUAUUAUAUCUACAGAAAUAAUUCGAUUCAUAAAAUGAAACAAACAAUUGCAUUAAUUGCAUAACUUAUCCGUGAUGGUCAAUUACAGUUACAUAUUUAAUAAAAAAUGUUUCAUUGUCCGUUAAUCGUCCUCUAUACUAAUCUUCUUCACUAGAGUGUAUUGAUAGGUGCAAUAACAUUUGCAUACGAAGCAAGAAAAUGUGUAAAUCAGGAUUUGUAAAGAUGUAAUUAAUUAAACAAUAUCUUUAUAUGUCUAAUUAUUAUUUAAUAUAAUGAUAGCAAAUUUCGGAUUGAUUUAAUCUAUCUGUGUUGCGAAUUUUGUAUUUAUAACACGUUGGAUAUAUCAAUACAAAAUUUUCUUCGCGGUGAUAACAUUAGUGUGAAUCAGCGCUCUCUGUUUCUUCUACCAGAAGCUAUUAGAACAUGUCCAAAGUUGUUCAAUAACCUAUAGACGACAUGGCAAAGGAAGUACAUAAAUGUUUGAUAAAUUAUUUCUCACAGUUAGAGAAAGUAGAUUGCAAGUGGAAUGCAUUAUCCGAGGAAGCUAAACGGCCUCUACAUGCGUUGAGAAAUCAAUCAGAGCAACUCCGACUCGUCAUAAGCGAAGUUGAUGAUGCAGAACUCUGUAAAAUAGAUGAGCUACGCGAAAGAUUGAUUUAUAAAAUUCUUAUGGGGAUCGACAAUGAACUGACAUUGCUGUUCAACAUUUUAAUGCGAUUCAAUAACAUUAAUCAAGACUUAAAAAAUCGUUUAAACAAUCUGGAAGAUGCUCGAAGCAAGGUUUCGCUAGACGAGGGAACAAUGAAGGAAUUAAUCAAUGGAACACCCUAUAGACCACGAUUAAAUUUGCUUUUAGAAUGGGCUAUUGAGGCUUUCAAUUACUACCAUGAAUUAUAUCUUCUGAUCAAUGGAAAUAUGAAACAAUUCAAUUACAAAGAUGAAGAUACGAUUGAAAAUUUAACGAAGUCUUUUGUCGAGGACCGGUUUAAAAGGGCGCAGAUCGAACGUAUACUAUAUUUCACGCAAUUCUUAAUAAAAGAAUCUUUACGUUAGAAAUUUUUUUUUAUUGCGUGUAACUACCACAAAUCUUUAUAAGCAAAUAUUUUUAGAGCCUGCAAUAUUUUAUAUAUAACUAGAAUAAAUAAAAAUAUCUGUA
Bombus pyrosoma is the source of this 1340-nucleotide messenger RNA. RefSeq lists its product as uncharacterized. The transcript is spliced from 5 exons. Gene Ontology annotation, cellular component: cytoplasm; nucleus. The record is from RefSeq and is a predicted model, not a curated record. NCBI's taxonomy places the organism in Eukaryota, Metazoa, Arthropoda, Insecta, Hymenoptera, Apidae. The coding region runs from base 641 to 1237 and encodes 198 amino acids.